AUGGGGGCCCCCGGCUUGCUCUUUGUAUCUCAGCCCCUAGUGUUCCUCAAUAUGACUGCUUCCUUUCAGGCUUCCCCCACAUUCUUUUCUUCAUCUUGCAGGUUCAUCUACGAGCUGGAGCACUUCAAUGGUGUGGCUGAGCUACUGGAGAUCUUAGGAAGCAUCAUCAAUGGCUUUGCAUUGCCCCUGAAGACUGAGCACAAGCAGUUCCUGGUUCGUGUCCUCAUCCCCUUGCAUUCCGUCAAGUCGCUGUCUGUCUUUCAUGCCCAGCUGGCAUACUGUGUGGUACAGUUCCUGGAGAAGGAUGCCACCCUGACAGAGCAUGUGAUCCGGGGACUGCUCAAAUAUUGGCCCAAAACCUGCACCCAGAAGGAGGUGAUGUUCCUGGGCGAGAUGGAAGAGAUUCUGGAUGUCAUUGAGCCCUCUCAGUUUGUGAAGAUCCAGGAGCCCCUCUUCAAGCAGGUGGCUCGCUGUGUCUCCAGUCCCCAUUUCCAGGUUGCAGAGCGGGCUCUGUAUUUCUGGAAUAACGAGUACAUCCUGAGCCUCAUUGAGGACAACUGCCACACUGUGCUGCCUGCUGUGUUUGGGACCCUCUACCAAGUCUCCAAGGAGCACUGGAAUCAAACCAUCGUGUCUCUGAUUUACAAUGUGCUCAAGACCUUCAUGGAGAUGAAUGGGAAACUGUUCGAUGAGCUCACGGCCUCCUACAAGCUGGAGAAGCAGCAGGAGCAGCAGAAGGCCCGGGAGCGCCAAGAGCUAUGGCAAGGCUUGGAGGAGCUGCGGCUACGCCGGCUACAGGGGACCCAGGAAGCCAGGGAUGCCUCCCUCCCACGGCUAGCACCCCAGGUGGCCACCAGUGGGGGUCAGAGCUAGAGAGCCCCCCGGAAGGGGAGAAGCAAAGCCCAGAGCCAUCAGUCCCUCUAUUCCAUCUCCUGGCCAGGGUCCAGAGGGACACCUGCCUCCCCCUGGCCUUGCCAGAAUGGCUCUGAGGACGCCCUGCAGGCCCGCGUGGGCAGCUUUCAUUGGGGGAGAAGAGAAGGCAAGAUGGUGGUCUCAGCAGCGGACCUUGCAGGCCCUGUGGCAAGACUUAAGCAGGGCGGCUUGACUGGGAAGCCAUCAGCACUCUUUCCCAGCCUGCAGCACUGGGCUCUGCAGGCAGGAUCCCACCCCGGUCCCUGCUGGAGCAAGGGUCCUCAGGACCUGGCCUGCCCCUGCCUGGGACUGAAGCCAGGUCCUUCCUCACCCCUACCGUGGGGCCCAUGGUCUAUUUAUUCUGCCCCGCUCACCCUCAGCAAGACACUGUCCUGGCCCUGGGGCACCUUCUUCCCUCCUCUCCCUUGCCCUGAACUUCCUUAUCCCCUUUUUAUUUAUUGGGCAGGGGGAGGGGUGAGGGCACAGGCAAGAAGAGGUGGACAAUGUCCUAGGGUCAGGGGUCACAGGAAUCAUGGUCUAUCUCCCUCCUCUGGUUGGGGGACAGACUUAAUAAAGAGAGA
Dipodomys ordii (Ord's kangaroo rat) is the source of this 1493-nucleotide messenger RNA. It is a transcript of the gene Ppp2r5b, whose product is annotated as protein phosphatase 2, regulatory subunit B', beta. The record is from RefSeq and is a predicted model, not a curated record. The transcript is spliced from 9 exons. Bases 1 to 873 code for a protein of 290 amino acids. Lineage: Eukaryota; Metazoa; Chordata; Mammalia; Rodentia; Heteromyidae. Gene Ontology annotation, biological process: protein dephosphorylation; signal transduction. Gene Ontology annotation, cellular component: cytosol; nucleus; protein phosphatase type 2A complex. Gene Ontology annotation, molecular function: protein phosphatase activator activity.